Molecule: messenger RNA, 3978 nt
Organism: Sorex araneus (European shrew)
Lineage: Eukaryota; Metazoa; Chordata; Mammalia; Eulipotyphla; Soricidae
Gene: FAM8A1
Product: family with sequence similarity 8 member A1
Exons: 5
Coding region: 130-1329 (399 amino acids)
Source: RefSeq, a predicted model, not a curated record
UUCCGCUUCCGGCGACGGAAUUGUUGACGCCUGCGGCUGCUGUGGUGGCGAGUGGGCUGUUGGGGAGGGGCGGCGGGGGCGGGCGACGGCUCCCUGACAGGACCCGCCGACGGUGCUGCUGAGGCGACGAUGGCAGAGGGCGCGGAGGAAGCGCGAGGCCGCCCUCCGGGGCAGCACGACCACGACCGCGACCACGGCGGCGGCGGCGGCGGCGGGGACCGCGAGCCCGGCCCUUCCCUGAGAAGCUCGCCCGCCGCCGCCGCCGGGCCGCCGGCCGAGCCCCAGGCCCCGGGCCGGCCGCCCUGCCCGCCCGCCGGCGCCAGCGAGGGGCCCGAGGGGUCGCGCGAGCCCGCCAAGCGCGGGGACGCGGAGCGGGAGCGGCCGGCGCGGCUGAGCGCCCGCGAGUACUCGCGGCAGGUGCACGAGUGGCUGUGGCAGUCGUACUGCGGCUACCUCACCUGGCACAGCGGCCUGGCCGCCUUCCCCUACUGCAGCCCCCCGCUGCCGCCGCCCGCGCCGCCCGCGCCCACCAGCGCCCCCGCCGCCGCCGCCGCGCCCCCCGCCGCCGCGCCGCCGCCCCCGCCGCUCGGCUACUACCACCCCUUCUACUUCCUGAGCGCCGCGGCGGCCGGGGCCGGGGCCGAGCCGGGGGCGCCCGCCGGCCUCCCCGCGCCCGCGCCCGCCGCGGGCCUGGGGCCCCGCGCCGCGCCCGUGCCGGGCUCCGUCCGCCCCGCGCCGCUGACGAGGGUCGCGGCCGCCGCCCCUUCGCGCAGCCCGAGCGAGACUGGGCGGCAGGCAGGCAGAGAGUAUGUUAUUCCAUCCUUGGCCCACAGAUUUAUGGCAGAAAUGGUGGAUUUCUUUAUUCUCUUCUUUAUAAAGGCAACCAUUGUCUUAAGCAUUAUGCACCUCAGUGGAAUAAAGGAUAUCUCUAAGUUUGCUAUGCAUUAUAUAAUAGAAGAAAUAGAUGAAGAUACAUCAAUGGAAGACUUGCAGAAAAUGAUGGUUGUGGCUCUCAUAUACAGAUUACUAGUUUGUUUCUAUGAGAUUAUUUGCAUUUGGGGAGCAGGCGGAGCCACCCCAGGAAAAUUCCUGCUAGGUCUUCGAGUUGUGACAUGUGAUACAUCAGUGCUUAUUGCACCAAGUCGGGUUUUAGUGAUUCCUUCCUCAAAUGUUAGCAUUACAACGUCUACUAUCAGAGCUCUGAUCAAGAAUUUUUCUAUUGCUUCCUUUUUCCCUGCUUUCAUCACGCUGCUAUUUUUUCAGCAUAAUCGAACAGCUUAUGACAUUGUAGCAGGAACCAUUGUGGUAAAAAGAAAUGGGGUCAGAUGAUGCCAAAGCUCUGAAUUCCGUGCUCUCUGGAAUAAUGCAAGACUCAAUUAUGUAUUAAGGCCAUCAGUAUCCCUAGGUUAUAUUAAUUGAUUCUGAAAUUAAAGCAUUCACUCCAGUGUGAUGCAGGUGGAUAUCCUGAAAGUAUUGAUUUUACUUGAAUGCCAAAGAACUUUUCCAGAAGAAAAACCUGUUAAAUUCAAGUGUUAAAAUUUUUAGAUAAAAAAGAAGGCAACUGGUUUUGUAAUCUUCAGUGGACAAUAUAUACUUUCUUAAGAUCUAAGGCAUUAGAACUUGUUGGAAGCAUUUUCAACUUUGAAAUCUCCAAAUGAAACGUCAAAGAUUUAUUUUGGUUUAUCCCAAAAUGAUGGAAAAUGUCCAGUUGUGUUUUGUAAACACAUUAUUCAUCUUUUACUUAGCAGUUUUUGGAGAAAUUGUCUUUGCUUAUGUGGGAGUUGGGGAAAAAGGACACAGAUUUGAUAAUCUUCCAGCCCAGGUGUGAUUAGUUAGCUGCAAGAUAAAGGGGUAAGAGGGGCAAGCCUGGCAGUUCCCUUACCGGAAGUUUUUAUGUCUAUACUGCAGUAUAUGUGAGAAUGAUAAACUUUACAACUAUACUUAAAGCUUAAAAAAUGUAAUUUGGGGGAAGUUUUGCAUGACAAUGGAAAAGUACUGUCAUAUUGCUCUAUUACUAUUGAUUUUCUUUUAGAGAAAAGGUAAGUUAGUGAUUGCCUUUAAUGGGGGGGGAAGCAAACAUUUUCUGUAAAUUUAACUUAAAACUCAUGUUGCAAGUGUUUUCCGUGCCCUGAAUCAAACUAUAGAUAUGUGGGGGGAAUGACAUCAAACUGUUGUGUAUUUACUGUAAAACUAAAUUCCCAGUAUGUGGCAUGAAGAAAGUAUUAGUGCAUUUCAGUGUUCUGAAGAUAACGCCUGUAUACACAGGAUAGUGACAUACUAUUUUCUUUUUAUACUUCAUACAGUUGCGUAACAUUUGAGAUUAAGGCAUUAAGUAAUCCUAAAACUUCUUGAUUAAAUACUAGUAGCCUCGAAAUGUUGGCAAUUUUCCUAUUGCUCUUCUCUAAACAAAGGCAUGCUAGCACAUUCAGACAUUAUUCUAAGGUGUUUAGUUCUGUGGACACUUUGGGUCUGCCAGGGAUGAUGAACUGAAGGAAGUAUUAAGCAGAGUAACACUAUACAUUGCCAUUUUAAUUUAUUCUUUAGUUGAAGCAGAGUUGUGGAGUAUUUAUGCACACUUCAGUUAGAUGGUCUAGUUAGCUCUGUACUAAAAGUUUCAUUUCCUAGGCAUUCUCUGAUAUUUAGAAACACUAAUCUGUAUUGGACAGUUCAUUAGAUUGCUUAACAAUCAACGUAGACCUUAUUUUUUUUAUCUUAAGUGUAAUAACUAAUGCAAAACAUAUGCUAUCAUUUUCUUAAGUGGGUUUUUCUUUGACAUUUUAAAUUAAGAAAAUAUUUGCAGUGGACAAUUAUAAAAACCUUAACAUUGGCCUUACUAAUGCCUUUUUAUUGUAAAAUUUCAUAAACCAUGUUUAUCAAAAUAAUUUUAUAUUAAUACCACAUCACAGAAAGCCUGGUGUGUGUCAAAAUACUGAGCAGAUCAGUCAUUUGCAGCCUCAGGGAAGAUAAAAGUGUUAUACCCCUUCAAAGCAGGGACAAUAGCCUGUAACUUUUUUAAUUAGAGUAGAAAUUAGGAAAUAUUUAGAUUUACCACUUAAUGGUAUAUGUAGUACUUUGCCACUGAUUUGGGAAUACAAACUGAAAUAUUCUUGGUCAUGUAGUUCUGGAAUAUAGCUUUGUUCUAACUUCCUUCAGAUGACUUCAAAACAAAAGCAAUCAAGUAUUGUUAUGUAAAAUAUUCGGCAUUUGAUACUGAUUUAGAUUGUAUUCAUAUAGGAACCAUAUAUAUCCAUCUCAGGAUUCAAGUAGAUUAUGUAUCCCUGUGAAACAGAAGUAUUAUUCCUUUGUCUUACAACAGAAUUGAAGUUUAUUUCCAUUUGUGAAUUAGCACUUACGGAGAGUUUGAACCACAGAUUGUGGGACAAAAUAGCGGAGAAGGGGGGGGAACUACCUCUUUCUUUUGGGUUCUGGAGGGGGAACCGAAUGUUAAGUAUAUUUUAUUUACAAAAUGGCUGUUUCUGUAAAAUAAUUGUCAUGCUAAAACUCUUAGGGCAGAAAAAAGUUGUCUUCAUAGUACAAGCACUACUCAUAUAUAUAUCUUGUUAGAAUCGAGAUGAGUGAGAAAAACAUUUCAGUGAACAUGCCUUAAAGCCACAGAACAGACAUCUAGAAAAACCUUAAUAUAUUUACUAAAAAGUAGCCUAAGUGGCUACUACACCUUGAAAACAGGCUGAUAAAUGUUCAUGGUGGGCCAUUUGGAUGAGUGAAGAGCAAGCAAACAAGCCUUGUUAAGGCAAAUCUGCAACUUGAAAUGAAGCCAACAUUUUUUGAUACUAAACCUUUCGAAUAUUACUCAAGUUAUGUGGCACUGACUUCUAAAUCAUCUGAGUUUCAUCCAUAUAUUAAGGAUUUUUAAAAAACAAACCUGUAUUUGAGAACUAACCUAUCUGUAAAAAUGAUUUGUCUUUAAACUUUCAUUUUUUAACUGAUUAGAAAUUAAACAUUACUUUGUUUUUUGGG